GCACAGCGUGGAGGGGAUGACGUACGAUCCCCGCUUGGUGCUCUUCGAGUUCGUCGCCGGGCUGGUCCUGCGCAAGAAGCAGGUGGAGCUCGUGAGGGCGAUGCAGGCGGCUGUUGAGGGAAAGACAACCGUCGUAUCGCCACUGACCAUCCUGGUUCAUGGCACUUCGACAAGGGCCUGUGUCGUUUGCUGCCCGUCGGCCCUCCUGGAGUUCACCUGCAAAGUGCUGCGGGAGCGCCUAUGUGGCGUGCUGUUUCGCCCGGUGGUGGAGUUCCACUUCACCCGCUCCACACCAGCAUGCGCAGGCAUCGCGUGCAGUCCUUUGUUCCGGACCGCUCACACUGCACGCCAUCGAUGUUGCUCAAAGCAAGGGCUUCCUCGGCUUCUCCAUGAAGUCGCUCCUCUCCUGGCCAAGCUUCUCUGGCAG
Symbiodinium sp. CCMP2592 is the source of this 427-nucleotide messenger RNA. The record is from the annotation of a GenBank genome assembly. NCBI's taxonomy places the organism in Eukaryota, Dinophyceae, Suessiales, Symbiodiniaceae.